CAGCCAAAACCCUGUAAUAAGUAGCUUCUUUUCUCCCUCGUGUGGUUUGCCCACUCCGAAGUACACAAAUAAACCAAUCCAUUCUUGUCUCUGCCACUGAAAGUUGUAGAAUUCAAGCAUUUGGAGCUAAUGGAUCCUCAAGCGCUGUCGUCCAGUGUGUCAACUUCUCACACAAUCUCACCUGAUGGAUUGAACCAUAAGAAAUGUAAUCUGCUGAAAGAAGAAAAUAGGUUGCUGGAUUCAGUUCUUCUAAAAGAGGAAAACCCAUUUGAUUUUUUUCGUGUUUUUUGUGAAAGUAUCAUAGCUGGAGCUACGGCUGGUGUUUUUGUCGAAGCAGCUCUGUACCCAAUUGAUACAGUAAAAACUCGACUCCAGGCAGCCCGUGGCGGAGGGAAAGUUGUUUUAAAGGGUCUUUAUUCUGGAUUGGGUGGAAACCUUGCUGGUGUUUUGCCGGCUUCAGCUAUAUUUCUUGGUGUAUAUGAACCUGCAAAGCAGAAAUUGUUAAAAGCCUUACCUGAAAACUUGAGUGCUUUUGCUCAUUUGACUGCAGGUGCUCUAGGAGGUGCUGCUUCUUCCCUUGUUCGAGUUCCAACAGAGGUUGUUAAGCAAAGGAUGCAAACUGGGCAAUUUGCUUCUGCCCCUGCUGCUGUACGCCUUAUUGUUGCUAAAGAGGGAUUUAGAGGUCUAUAUGCGGGAUAUGGAUCCUUCUUAUUGAGAGAUUUGCCAUUUGAUGCCAUCCAGUUUUGCAUCUACGAACAACUCCGAAUAGGGUAUAAGUUGGCAGCACAACGAGACCUGAAUGAUCCUGAGAAUGCCAUAAUUGGUGCUGUUGCUGGGGCAAUAACUGGAACUGUAACAAACCCUCUUGAUGUGAUAAAAACUCGAUUGAUGGUCCAGGGAUCAUCAAAGCAGUACAAAGGGAUUCUUGAUUGUGUAAGGACUAUAAUGCGUGAAGAAGGAACCCACGCUUUCUUGAAGGGUAUUGGGCCAAGGGUACUGUGGAUAGGCAUUGGUGGUUCAAUUUUCUUCGGUGUUCUUGAAAAGACAAAGCAAAUGCUGGCCAAAAAGCCUCCGGAAAAUCACAAGUCAUUUUAUCUCAAGCAAGAGUAACUUUUAUUAAUAGACAUGUUAUCAUUUUUGUUCUGCUUAGGUGACUGAUAUGUGUUACUUGAAUUUUAGAAUUUGGAUUUGGAUUUUAGAAUAGAGUAAAAUUGAGUAGUAGAAUAGUUGGAAAUGCAACAUUCAUUAUAAUUUCUCAAUUCAUGAAUUUAUUAUUAGAUGUUUAUUUAUUCA
This is a messenger RNA of Gossypium raimondii (Peruvian cotton), 1293 nucleotides long. RefSeq names its product probable S-adenosylmethionine carrier 2, chloroplastic. The record is from RefSeq and is a predicted model, not a curated record. Gene Ontology annotation, molecular function: S-adenosyl-L-methionine transmembrane transporter activity. The transcript has 12 exons. Bases 130 to 1110 code for a protein of 326 amino acids. Gene Ontology annotation, cellular component: mitochondrial inner membrane. NCBI's taxonomy places the organism in Eukaryota, Viridiplantae, Streptophyta, Magnoliopsida, Malvales, Malvaceae. Gene Ontology annotation, biological process: transmembrane transport.